Agelaius phoeniceus (red-winged blackbird) is the source of this 2074-nucleotide messenger RNA. NCBI's taxonomy places the organism in Eukaryota, Metazoa, Chordata, Aves, Passeriformes, Icteridae. The record is from RefSeq and is a predicted model, not a curated record.
UGCCAUGACCACAGUCAGAAGGGAGUCACCCAUGAAGAUUUGUUCAUGCAGCUAAGCUAACUUCCGUGGAUAAAGUUCAAAAAGAAAAGGGAAUGAAUACUGUAUACCCAGACAACAAUAAACCUUCAGCUGCAGACCACUGACAGAAAUCUAUAGACCACCAGUGUGGGAAACCUCAGCUUUAAGCUCUAAAUGAUUCAACAUUUGUUCCCUCUGAUGACAGCGCGAAUCUGGGAAUGAAGAACUUCUCAGAGCUGAUUGGAAAUGGCAUUGCGGAGCUGAAACUUAACUGGAGGAAAUAUAUCUCCUGAAGAAGAAAAUAUAAUGCACUGUAAGGAUCUGUCUUCUGGUGAAAAAUUCAAGCCUAGAGAAAACUUGUCCGCUUUGUUAGGAAGAAUGGGUUGGACAAUUUUCUUCAAUUCCAAAGGAUAUCUGAAUGCCAUGCUGAGCUUAAUCUCUGCAGCAUGCUCUGUGCUUCUCAUCUCUUCCUGAUGCACUGCAUGGUUAUUCUGAAGGGAAGGAUAAAGAAACUGGCCACCAAGAUGGUAAUCACUAGUGGAAAUGAAGAAGAUAAAGGCAGUCAAGAAAAGGAAAGCAAAGAAGAAACCAUCUUGGCAAUGCUUGGAAUUAUUGGGACAAUUCUGAACCUCAUUGUGAUCAUUUUUGUGUAUAUUUAUACAACGUUGUAAACUAGAAGGCAUGCAAAUAGACCAGAUAAAACGGCCAUUAAGAGUGACAACAAACAUUGCUGACUAUUGACAAGUUCUUUAAUCAGAAUUGACUCUGUAUUAUAUUAACACAUCAUAAAAGCACUGCCUGAAGGCAGCGAAGACUGAAGCACAAUUAAUUUAACAAGACUUUUUCACACAGUAAUAAGCUUAACUCUUCUUCCUGCCCUCUCCCUUUCGGUUUGGUUUUCAGUUUGGGGGAGAAUGACUGCAGUUAUAUAAGUUGUAGCUUUGAAGAAAUCCACCAGGGAUAUGUUGUUUUAAAACAAUUAAAAAAAAAAAAAAAGGAAAAGAAAAUAAAAUACAAGAAAAGAAAAAAAAAAGGAAAAGAAAGAAACUGUAAACUAUAUAUAAUUAGAAAUGUAUGCUGUAUACCCGCAAAGAUUGAACUCAAAGAUAGCUUCAUAGCACAGAUCACGUGUCUGUUAGGUCAAAUGGUUUUUUCUCUUGGUUUUUGCUUUUACUUACAUUGAAUCUGACAAGCUUUUUAUUUAGAAUGAACAUAUGGUGCAAUCAUGAAAAAAACAAUUCUGUUGAGCAAGGUCUGCCUAAACCUGAUAAAAUGUUGGGAGAAAUACAUUACAUGGUUAUUUUUCCUUUCUCAUUUGCUUAACAUCUGUGUCUGUUCAUACCAAUGUUUAUAAAUAUAUAUUUUUAAUAAAUGUGCUAUAUUUUUAGCAUGAACCAAAUAUUUGGAGACACUUGUAUUCAUGCAGCUAAAUUUGGUUUGAUUAAGUGCCCCUUUUGACAAUGGAUGUUAUUUUCCUCGGCAAUUAUACAGCAGUCUUGUUUGCAGCCCUCUCACUGAGGUCUGAAGCAAGCUCACAUCAUGCUCACAUGCAUGACUUGAAGUUGGAAUGUCAGCUGAAAAGCAUUGCUGCUUAAUAUGGGAAAUAGCAAAACAUUGUAAGGUGACCUUUGGAGACUGGUUGCAGAAAGAAGGCUCUAUUUAUAGUUAAAAAAAAGAAAAAGCAAAUGAAAGGAACACUGAAGCAUCUCAGAAAAUAUUGCAAAAUUCAUAGAAUUUAUGGCUUUCAGUAUCUGGUCACGCUCUCUAAGUACUUGUGCUGAGAGAAGUGAGCAGAGGUUUAUACAGUUGAAAAGAGAAAUUUAUAGAGCCUAAAGUGAGGGGCUGAAGUGAAAUCCAGAUUGUAAAUACAGAGUGUAUUUUAAAUGUGAGGAUCAUUAACUCUUUAUGCUUCUCUGACAUGUGCUUUAACUGAGUUGGUGCAGUGAAAUUCUCUGACUUGUGUUUUUGACAGGAAUGUACAAUGAUGAUAAUCACCAUUUUUCUUCAGAGUUCAGUACCUAUAAAUAUACAAAGCAUUAAAAAUAUGAGACUUCAA